Messenger RNA from Gasterosteus aculeatus aculeatus (three-spined stickleback), 5690 nucleotides. RefSeq names its product PITPNM family member 3 (gene pitpnm3). The record is from RefSeq and is a predicted model, not a curated record. Lineage: Eukaryota; Metazoa; Chordata; Actinopteri; Perciformes; Gasterosteidae. Gene Ontology annotation, biological process: phospholipid transport. Gene Ontology annotation, molecular function: phosphatidylcholine intramembrane carrier activity; phosphatidylinositol binding; phosphatidylcholine binding. Gene Ontology annotation, cellular component: cytoplasm.
GAGAGAGAGAGAGAGAGAGAGAGAGAGCUGCACGGUGGACAUCAGAUGUGAGCCAAGUCUGCACCGACCCAACAAAUACCCAAAGUGUGUCUCCUUCAUGGGCGGGUCGAGGCUCUGAGACCUGACACAGGUGAAUGAGCGCACAUCCGCAGAAUCAUUUUGUUUUCCCUUUACGGACUCGUCCCCCUCUCCCCCCCCUCCCUCCCCGGGGAGAGGAGAGACCGACGCGGCAUCUGUAGCUCUGCGUGCAGCGGGCGGGAGACGGACGGAGGACGGAACGUUGACUAACGCGGCGGCUCUGUGCCGAGGGACCGCCGAGACGCGGAGAUGUCAAAGGAGACGAGAAGAAAAGGAUCAUCACGAAAGCACAGCGCCACUCGUUGGUGUCUGCAGGAUAUUGCUCAGGAAUCAGUCGAAAGCUCCGAUGAGGAGUUCUUUGAUGCCAGAGCAGAUGUUAUGGAGGGGAAGAGUGCCAUACUGCUGGGCAUGAGUCAGUGGAACUCAAAUGACCUGGUGGAGCAGAUUGAAACUCUGGGACACAUGGAGGACCAGUCGCACGAGGGCCUCUACCAGCUGGGUGGUCCACGCUGUCCGCCUCAGAGCAGCAUUGAAGGCCUGGAGGACACAGAGAUGAAAUGCAACACGCACGUGCUGCUGCUUGUGGUGCACGGAGGAAACAUCUUGGACACAGCAGGUGGAGACCCGAGCACAAAGGCGGGCGACGUGGCCACGCUUUCCUCAGUGCUGGAGAAGGUGACGCAGGCGCACUUCCAGGCCGUCGCCGAACACGUCAAGAUCAAGCUGGUGCCGUGUCUGGCCGUGUGUGCCGAGGCCUUCUCCCUGGUGUCCAAUCUGAACCCGUACAGCUACGAUGAGAGCUGUGUGUCCAGUAGCGUGGACCACCUGCCGCUGGCUGCUCUCCCCCUCCUCGCAAUCGCCUCGCCGCGCUACCAGGACGCCGUGGCCACCGUUAUCGCCCAAGCCAACCAGGUCUAUCGCAGCUUCCUGCAGUCAGAGGACGGCCAGGGAUUCACUGGUCAGGUAUGCCUGAUGGGUGACUGUGUGGGCGGCGUGCUGUGCUUCGACGCUUUGUGCUUCAGCAACCACCAGAGGCCUGGCAGCCCCAACGGCAGCAGCAGGAACAACAGCACCGAGAGCCUGAAGGAUAACUCGGGCCUGCUCGGGGAGUCCAGCCUGAGUUUGAGUUCGAGCAAGAGGCUCAGUAAGAGCAACAUCGACAUCUCCGCCCCCAAUGAAGGGCACAGCCCGGGCGGGCCGCCGCUCAGCCGCAAGCAGAGCGACUCCUAUGACGGAGACACCACGUCCACGGGCCAGCACAGCUUUUUUUCGAGUUUGAUGAAGGAAGGUGUGGAGCUGCGUGGCGGCAGUGGCCCCGGUCUGGUGUUGAAUCCGGGUCGAUUUGACUUUGAGGUGUCAGACUGCUUCCUGCUGGGCUGCCCUUUGGGCCUCGUACUGGCCAUGAGACGUACUGUGCUGCCUGCCGUCCAGGUGAGCCAGCUGCAUCCAGCCUGCUCUCAGAUUUUCAACUUGUUUUACCCUUCGGACCCUUCAGCCUCCAGACUGGAGCCGCUGCUGCAGCCUCUCUUCCACAAGUUGCCGCCUUACGCUGUGCCGCGCUACCAGCGCUACCCUCUAGGAGAUGGGCGCUCAACGCUUAUUGCGGAGAGUAUUCAAGGCCACUCCAAUGUGUUUUUGGAAGGUGAGCAAACUCCUGGAGGUUCAGCUUCAAAGACGUCCUCCGGGACUAAGACUGAAGGAGGAGGGGGGGAAGAAGGGGGUCGUAGAGCCAGCGUGACCAGUGCGGAAAGUGAAAUUUCCAUUUGCUCCCUGGGCCAGCUGGGAAACACCAUUGCUAACAUUUCCAGUAGCUGGUGGGGCUCCAAGAGGCUGGAUUAUGCUCUGUACUGUCCCGAUGUGCUAACUGCCUUCCCGACGGUGGCUCUACCUCACCUUUUUCAUGCGUCCUACUGGGAGUCUACUGAUGUAGCAGCCUUUGUUCUACGGCAGCUCAUGGGAUGUGGCUGUGUGAAGAACCAGGAAGCGGACAAUUUGGGCACAGCUCCGUUCUCUCCCUCCAGCCCACGAGAGAAAUGGCUCAGAAGGAGGACGCACGUCAAACUAAGGAACGUCACUGCCAACCACAGGGUGAAUGAUGUCAUUGCCACAGAAGACGGGCCUCAAACUCUGGUUGGUCGCUUCAUGUACGGCCCUUUGGACAUGGUCACUCUGACUGGAGAAAAGGUGGACAUCCUGCUAAUGACACAGCCGCAGUCCGGCCGAUGGGUGUACUUUGACACAGAUGUGACCAACAGCAGCGGCAGAGUCACAUACACGAUACCCAAGAGCAAGAAGCUAAGCCUGGGAGUCUAUCCGAUUAAAAUGGUGGUCAAGGGCGAUCAAACAAGUGCGGAGGCCUACCUGACCGUGUUGCCGCGGGGCAUGGAGUGUGUGGUCUUCAGCAUCGAUGGCUCUUUUGCUGCUAGUGUGUCAAUCAUGGGCAGUGACCCCAAAGUCCGCCCCGGAGCCGUCGAUGUCGUCAGGCAUUGGCAGGACCUGGGUUAUCUGAUCAUCUACAUCACCGGCCGCCCUGACAUGCAGAAGCAGCGCGUGGUCUCCUGGCUGUCGCAGCACAAUUUUCCCCACGGGAUGAUCUUCUUUUCCGAAGGCCUGGUUCAUGAUCCCCUUCGACAAAAGACCAUCUUCCUCAGGAACCUCAUACAGGAGUGUCACAUUAAGAUCAACUCUGCUUACGGCUCCAUGAAGGACAUCUCUGUUUACAACAUGCUCGGACUCUGCCCCUCCCAGAUUUAUAUUGUCGGCAGACCUUCGAAGAAGUACCAAAAUCAGUGCCAGUUCCUCAGCGAGGGAUACGCAGCGCACUUAUCAACCCUUCAGUUCGGCCACAGAGCCAGACCCAAGAAGUCGGCUUCGGUGCGUAUGGUGCUGAGGAAAGGCUCCUUCGGCCUCUCGGCCAAACCCGACUUCCUGUGUAAGCGAACUCACCUGCGCAGGACCAUGUCGGUGCAGCAACCCGACCCGCCGUGCACGCCCAACCCCAAGCCUGAGCGGGCUCAGAGCCAGCCGGAGUCAGAUAAGGACCCCGGAGGAGGAGGGGGAGGAGGCGGGCAAAGCACAUGGGGGCGGUCCUCCAUCCACCGAGGAGACACCACUCCCUGACGUCGAAAAAGAGACGGAGGGAUUGCAGGAAUAAAGAAGAGGAGAAAAACAAAGUCGCUUAGUGUCGAGGGCUAAGCGUCACCUCUGGCACCAGGUAGAUAUGUACAUUGGAUCCUCUGCUGGUACCCCUUCAGCUCAGCUUUACCUCCUGCUUGGUCUUCUGCACUUUUCCGCCUGUUGGGCCCUUUUUUCUUGUGACCCGCUUGGUGGAUUCUGUCGCUUAGUCUUGGUGCCUGAAAUCUGAAGCGGUUCCCCAGGGAUGGCCAGGAUUUUUGUGAAAUUCCCCGUCGUGUUAAAAUGGUGUAUAACUGUAAAGUAAUGUGCUUCAGAUAGUGGAUAUACUUGUUUAAUUCUUCUAAAACACACACACACACACACACACACAGACAGUUUCAGAGGAUGGAAGAUGUGGUGACUUCAACACUCAACACAACAGAUUCCCCUGUGCGAUCAGACGUGCUGACAGGCGGUCGCGUUGACUGACUCCUACAGUAACCCUCCACCCAUGUAAAUACAAGACGCAGGUCAUCCCUCUUUGGGCCUCGGGACACAGAAGCGCUGUGACAUUUAAGUUCCAGCUGCACAGAUCUGGAGGUCUGUGAGAUCUGCGGCUCCGAUGAGCCGACCUCGCUGACCUCGGCGGCCUCCAUUUCACUUGCACUGUAAGAUGCGCCUUACUGGCUGGUUGCCCCCCUUUUGUUUCCCUCCACAAGUCUGGCAGAAAAGGACUUUCGACAGCCGCCUCAGAUCGGGUCCACAACCGCUGAGGCGCGACUCGGCCCCUGAGGUCCCACUUGCACUAUGGAAGUACGACGCAGUCGCUCUCAAUUCAGCGGCGGGCACUCGCUUCAGAAUCAAAGAGUUCUAUUUUACUGUAUUUGUAGUUUGAGUUUUUUUUAGUGCAGAGCGUGAACUGUCGCUGUGUUGUUGGUUACUGUAACUCUGAGAAGAUUAAACUCAAAUAGUGUGUAGGUUUGACCAAAAAAUGUUUACAGGUUGACGGAAACGGAUGUAAAAAGUGAUCAGAACUUGUUUAUACACGUAAUUAAAAUAACGGCGUAAUUGUCAUCAUUGGAAAUGUUAGAUUAGUUGCUUGAUAUUUGCAGAUGCUUGUCAGUUGAAAUUCCUCCAGAAUGCCCUUGUAUCCAUUGAAUUUAGCUGCACUGCAAACAAUGGAUUUGUGAUUAAAUUUGAUGCCAUCUUGUGCACUCGGGGUGGAAUUGAAUAUGUUUAAAACUGCAAGAAAAACAUAUUUUUCUAAGAGGAAAUAUUGUAAAUAGAAAUAUUUUGUGUAUGUAUGUUUUUGAACCUCGUUGUUUGACUCGUUGAAUAGUUGAUUUUGGCCUUAAACUGCAUUUGAUGUUGUGCAAAGAUAUUUAUUUGAAUUUGUUUGACCAAAGUGUUGAGUUUCUGACAAAGUGCAUUGUAUCAAGUUGGUAUUUUUGCUUUAACCUGUUUUAGAUACUGUAUACAGUAUGUGUGCAUGUGCGAUCGAGUGUGUGUCUUAAGUAUUUGUCGUGGAGUUGUAUUUACUGUGAACGUGGAGAAAGCUGUGAUGAUGAACAUAUGUAUCGGUUUGGAUUAAAUCACUGUGUCGGAGGAUUUCUUCGGCAAGGUUCUUUAACCUGCUGGAAAAAUGGCUUUUGAGUUCUCACAUGGUCUGAAUAGCAGAGUGGAUCAUGUCAGCCAGAAGGGAGCAGCCUUGCCUUCUUCGUUUCCUGUCUGUACGCACUAGGUGGUCCGGUAAUUAGCUGCUUGAUUUCCACUACUAAGUAUGUGUGAUUAGCUCUGUAAUUGCAGCGCUUCGAAUAGCAUUACUUGGUUAAUGUAAAAUGCAUACCACAUUUAAUUUUACAUUAAGCUCAAUACUGAAAAAUUGUCCCCAAGCAUCAAAAUGGGAUCAUCCCAAUCAAUACAGAUGCUAUAAGUCUGUAUAACACAUCAUGAUUUCUCCAUGACAUACACUGGAAGAGUGAAGUAUUUAUGCUGAGCGGCAUUUCAGUGCACUGAUGAUGAUCUAACGGUCAAAUGGUAAAUUUUCUGUGCAUGUUAUGAUUUCAUAUUGUUAAUCAAUGGCUCUCAAUUAUCAUCUUUAUGAUACUCUUAACUAAAUGUUUACUAAUUUGUAAACAGGGAUGAGUAAAAAUGUAUGGUCUGAAUUUCAAUACUACACAUUGGAGGAAAUCACAGAAAAAAUGGAUAUAUUUUACAGUGUAGAAUAAUCUAUUUAGCGAUAGGUAUGUGUUUUUUAAUAUAUUUAAAUAAUACAUUAUCCUCUCACUUACUGUAAUUGAUGUUUUCAAAUAAUUAGUAUUCACCAAGUCAAGACUUAACUAUCGGGUAUAGACUUAACUCGCCAUUUAUUAACAAUUUCUUUGACUGAAGUAUGCUUUGGUAAGUUGACUGACAUAUGUGAAGAUCCUUUUGACCAAUGAGGACGAAGCACCUGGUUUCAUUAUUAGUCGUAUUGUUUUGUGCAGAUCUCCUGUAGU